Molecule: messenger RNA, 1560 nt
Organism: Dujonia railenensis
Lineage: Eukaryota; Fungi; Ascomycota; Pichiomycetes; Serinales; Debaryomycetaceae
Source: the annotation of a GenBank genome assembly
AUGGAGUUGUUCGUUUCUGAGUACCCAGUUUUGAACUGGCUCGCCUUUAUAAUCUCCCUAUACUUGGUGAAUAGAACUCUAAAUUCCCUAUAUACCAAAUAUCUAGAACGGAAGCAUGGGUGUAAACCAAUCAACGCUAAAGUUCGUAAUUUGUUAUUUGGAAUUCCAUUCUACUUGAAGUCUUUUAAAAUGAAAAAGCAAGGAGUGAUGAUUGACUUCUCAAAUAAUAGAUUUAAAGAGCUAAAUGCUCAUACCGUUGACUUUGCAUUUGCUGGACAGAAAUUUAUCCAAACGAUAGAACCAGAUAACAUCAAGGCCAUGCUUGCAACCCAGUUCAACGAUUUUGGGUUUGGGACGAGACACGGUGCUUUUGCUCCAUUGCUUGGAGAUGGUAUUUUCACAUUAGAAGGUGAUGGCUGGAAACACUCAAGGGCAAUGUUAAGACCUCAGUUUGCAAGGGAACAAGUUUCCCAAGUAAAAGCACUCGAAUUGCAUUUACAAUCUUUUGCAAAGCACGUUACACUUACAAGGGGUAAUAAAUUUGACAUUCAGCUGCUCUUUUUCAAAUUAACAUUGGAUAGUUCAACCGAGUUUUUGUUCGGUAGUACAGUGGGAACCUUGAAAGAAGAAAAUAUAAGUAUGACUGAAGUAUCGGAGUUUGGAAAUAAGAAUAAGUUUGAAAAGGCAUUUGAUACUUCCCAGAUAACAGUGAGCAACAGGGGAAUGUCUCAAAACUUGUAUUGGAUAAUAAACAAUAAAGAAUUCCGUGAAAAUUGUGACUUAGUUCAUCAAUUUGCAGAUUUUUAUGUUCAAAAGGCUUUAGAUGCCAAUCCCCAAGACCUUGAGAAAAUAUCCGAAGAUAAAGGAUAUGUAUUCCUUUAUGAGCUAGUAAAGGAAACUAGAAACCCUCAGGUCUUGAGAGACCAAUUGUUGAACAUCUUGCUUGCAGGCAGAGAUACAACAGCAGGAUUACUCUCAUUUACAUUUUUUGAAUUGGCAAGGAGACCCGAUGUCUGGGCAAAACUAAAGGAAGAAGUGUAUGAAAGUUUUGGAUCUGGUGAUGAUAUAAACUUUGAAGCAAUGAACUUUGAAACCUUGAAGAAAUGCCAAUAUCUUAAGUCUGUGUUAAACGAAGCAUUGAGAAUGUACCCCUCAGUUCCAUUCAACUUCAGAUGUGCAACAAAAAAUACUACCUUACCUGUUGGCGGUGGCCCAGAUGAGAAGUCUCCAAUAUUAGUUAAGAAGGGUGAAAAUGUUGUGUACUUUCCUUAUUCAAUGCAGAGAGAUCCACGGUAUUACGGAAAAGACGCCGACUACUUCCGCCCAGAGAGAUGGCUUACUGGAGAGACAAAGAAGUUAGGUUGGGCAUAUUUACCAUUUAAUGGUGGCCCAAGAAUAUGCCUUGGCCAGCAGUUUGCCUUGACUCAGGCAAGUUAUGUGGUUGCACGUUUAUGCCAAACAUUCCCAAAUAUUGAAUCCUUUGAUGACGAAUAUCCACCAAGAAAGAAUACCUACUUGACUAUGUCACACGUUAACGGUGUUUUUAUUGGUCUUUCAUAA